Molecule: messenger RNA, 1568 nt
Organism: Hansenula anomala
Lineage: Eukaryota; Fungi; Ascomycota; Saccharomycetes; Phaffomycetales; Wickerhamomycetaceae
Product: LLM class flavin-dependent oxidoreductase
Exons: 3
Coding region: 96-1568 (490 amino acids)
Molecular function (GO): oxidoreductase activity, acting on paired donors, with incorporation or reduction of molecular oxygen; monooxygenase activity
Source: RefSeq, a predicted model, not a curated record
CAGAUCACACCAUUAUCAAAAGAGUCUAUUGAUCUUAUAAAAACCAUGUUGAUAAAUUGUUUAUUCAAUCCUUUCUCUGUUGGAGUUCAUCAAGAAUGUCGGGUCCUGCUACAAAGAAACAACAAACUACAAAGCCGAAGAAGACAUUGAUACUCAAUGCAUUUGAAAAUGCUGCUAGUGGUCACCAAUUCCCUGGUCUUUGGAAACAUCCAAAAGAUCGCUCCAGAUCAUAUAAAGAUCUUGAUUAUUGGAUCUACCUUGCCAAAUUACUGGAGCGCGGUAAAUUUCAUUCAGUUUUCAUUGGUGAUGCUUUAACCAUCUAUGACGAUUAUAAAGGUCCAAAUAAUUUUGGACCAGCUGCUUCUUCAGGUUUGAAUGUUCCUAAAAAUGAGCCAUCUGCUCCAGUUACUGCAAUGGCUGCUGUUACUGAAAAUUUAUCAUUUGGAUUAACUUUCUCCACAAUUAGUGAACAUCCUUAUCAUUUCGCAAGAAGAUUAGCAACAUUGGAUCAUUUAACUAAAGGUAGAGUUGGUUGGAAUAUUGUUUCGAGUUAUUUAAAUAGUACUGCUAGACAGUUAUUGAAUGGUGAACCAUUGCCUGAUCAUGAUGAAAGAUAUGUGAAAACUGAAGAAUAUGUCCAGGUUGUUUAUAAAUUGUUUCUAUCAAGUUGGAGAGAUGAUGCAGUUAAAUUGGAUCUAGAUAAAGGAAUAUUUUCGGACCCUGAUUUGAUUAGAGAAAUUAACCAUGUUGGUAAAUAUUUCAAUGUUCCUGGUCCUUCAAUCUCUGAACCACAAAGAUUGCCAGUCUUGGUUCAAGCGGGCACUUCAACUAAAGGUAAACAUUUUGCAGCUCAACAUGCUGAAGCUGUUUAUACUAAUGGUUUAACUCCUGAAAACUUGAGAGAAAAAAUUGAUGGUAUUAGAGAUUUAGCAGAGCAUUAUGGACGUGAUAGAUACGAUAUCAAAGUUCUAUCAUCUGCAAUUGUCAUCACUGGUGAAACUGAGGAGGAAGCACAGGCCAAAUAUGAAGAAUUGAAAAAGUAUGCAGAUCCAGAUGGUGCACAAGUGUUGUUUGGUGGUUGGACUGGUAUUGAUUUAAGUCAAUGGGAUGAUGACCAAGAAUUAAAAUAUGUAAAGAAUAAUGGUAUGAGAACUUAUGUGGAAAAUUUGACAAAGUUUAAUCCAGGUAAAACUUUUACUAAAAAAACCAUUGUGGAAAGGAUUUCAAUUAAUGGAUCAACUAGUGCAACAUUUGUUGGUACCCCUGAUCAAGUUGCUGAUAAAAUUGAAGAAUUUGUUGAAAUUAGCGAUGUUGAUGGUUUCAAUUUCACAUAUGUUGUUUGGCCAGAAACUUUUGAGAAUUUAGUGGAUUUGGUUAUCCCAAAACUACAAGCAAAAGGAUUAGCACAAACUGAAUACACUGUGGAAAAUGGUACAUAUAGAGAAAACUUAUAUUUUCAAAAAGGUCAAUCCUUUGUCCCGCAAAGUCAUCCAGCAUAUAAUUUAAGAUGGACAGAUAAAGAUUCACAAGAAGAGUUUGAAGCAAAAUUAAGCAAAACCUACAAAUAA